AUGGAUAAUAAAAAUAUUUAUGGCGUCAUGCCUUAUGUAGGACUAGAAACCUAUACUCAAGCAGCGGACGUAUAUACAGUAGCUUUGAGGUCGAAGAUCGCCUAUAAUCAACCAGAGACGCGAGUUGAUCUUCAGAUCACACAGAAUUUCUGCGCAACGCCGGGCUCCUUUCUAUUAAUGAAGUUUUAUCGUGCAUUCCACUACCUCUUUAUUAUCCUCAAGAUACUAGUAGAUCGAUUAGCUCAACAAAAAAUAAGUGGCUCUUGGCCUACAAGAAUAACACGAUGGAAAGGAUUUUUAGCAGAAGUAGAUCGGUACAACUUCGAUGAAAUAGAGAGACUUGAGAGACCGCAUUUUUUAGUGAUAACAUCUACACUGAGCUUUGGAAGACGAGAGCUUAUGGCGGGCCAUUUAUAUGAUAUAAUUGGGCAAAUUUACAAUUAUAUGUCAUCAUUACAACUUCAAUAUGGAGUUCUUUCAAGCUAUGAUAAUCAUUGGUUUCUGUAUCGACCAAAAAAUAACAAUACUGAGCUUCAGAUUUCUCAUUCUUGUGCAUGUGAUUCAACCAACCCACCUGUGCUUAAAUCAUACGUAUAUUUGGCUCGAUUAGCAAAGGAAGAUCCCGCAUCUCCCCAUCUUAAUAUAAAUAAUAGUAAUAGGAAACAAACUUUAGCUUUACAGCAAAGUCAACAAAAUUCUGGAAGUGGCCAUAUUUCCCAGAUUUUCAGAAGUUUGAGUAAUCCUCAUUAUAACUUGAGAAGUACAUCCGGGGAUCAGGGAUUAAAUGAAAAUCAGGAUCCAACGGAAGAGGCUAUAGGCUAUGGGCAGACUGGAGGAACUUACCGAUGUAAAUUCUAUGGGCAAACAUUAGCUUUAAAGGAUUUAGAUCUACAAUUCUUUUAUAAUAUGAAAAAUGAUAUCAAAAUAUACCAACGUCUUUCUAAAAUUCAAGUAAAGUAUAUCCCAAAAUUGUUAUGUUAUGGUUAUUAUGGGGUGGAAUGGGCUAAGUUAUGGCCGAACGUCACGCCAGAAACAUUAACAACAGAUGAGGUAGUUGAUACGGUAAAUAAAUUUAGGAAGAAUUUACUGGGUGAAGAUCUGCCACAAAACCUAUCGACUUCAAUCAAAGAUUACACCUCACCAGAACAGGGUAAGAAGCGUAUCAUUGGAGAACAAGGUGAUAGGAGUAAGGUAGAGGAUGCUGAAAACGAAGGAGGAGAAUAG
Molecule: messenger RNA, 1224 nt
Organism: Rhizophagus irregularis DAOM 181602=DAOM 197198
Lineage: Eukaryota; Fungi; Glomeromycota; Glomeromycetes; Glomerales; Glomeraceae
Source: RefSeq, a predicted model, not a curated record